ACUUGCUGCCGGUAGGUAGUGCUUUUGAAUUUUUCAUAUUUUUUUAUUUUUAACAAUCAAAAUCAUUUAUAUAUGAAAAACUCAUUAACUUAUCAAAUUUAGUGCCGGGAGAUAUCCUACGAUUUUUAUAAAGGUGUGUUUUACAAGUUGUGCGUAUUAUACAGGUUUACAAGGAAUGUAAUCUAUAUAAUCUAACAGAGGAGGUUCUAACAACCAAAUGCUUAAAUGGCUGCCUCUGAACAGGCUACAAAAAAUUCGCGUCAGCAAUUAUAUCAUACUUAUACUAUGUCUCAUUGCUAUCAUCCAGUUGUUUGCUUACUAUGGAUAUUAUGAAUACGAUUAUAUUCCCAAAGAAGAGAUAGAUAAGCAUCUCUAUAAGCAUGUGAACCCAAAUUUGGUGAGGAAGUCAAAAACUGAUUGUGAGUAUGCAAGUAUAUAUGAGAAGGUGUUCCCAGACAACUGGGAUGUAAGGAAGCAAGUGAAUGAGUUUGUCCCCAGUGGCAUUGCAAAUGGGAGCUUUGUGCCGGCGGAUUGUCACCCGUUGUUCAGUGUUGCUAUCCUGGUUACAUAUAGAAAUAGACAGAGCCAGCUGGAUGUAUUCAUUCCUUUCAUUCACAAUUUCUUGAGGAAACAGAACAUACAUUAUAAAAUCUACAUAAUAGAACAGCAAGAUGACAAACCCUUCAACAAAGGUCUCCUAUACAACAUUGGAGCUAAACAGGCCAUCGCAGACAAGUUCCCCUGCCUCAUACACCAUGAUGUGGACCUAUUACCCCUGAAUGCUGCAAAUCUGUAUGUCUGUCUGCAACAACCUCGGCACAUGAGCGCUAUUAUUGAUAAGUUCAGAUUUGUUCUGCCAUACAAGACGUUGGUUGGAGGCGUGCUGGCGAUUAGAUCGGAUCAAUAUGUGGAUCUCAAUGGAUUUUCUAAUAAGUUUAAGGGAUGGGGAGGAGAGGAUGAUGAGUUUGCUGCAAGGAUUAAGAGUCAUAAUCUUGAUAUUUUGAGAUUCCCGCCCGACAUAUCGCGCUACACGAUGUUAGUGCACAAGCAAGAGCCCAAGAACACGGACCGGCACCACAUCAUGGCGCACACGAAGCCGGCACGCGACGGGUUCGCUUCGCCCGCACACCACAUCGCUUCGCUUCACGCACAUCCGCUGUUCACGAGAAUUAGUGUCAAGACUUGAUUGUUGCUUAAGUGAAACACGAAGCAGUGAAUAAAGUGUGUUUCUUGGACUUUACAGUUGUAAAACAAUAAUGAAGCAGUGUGAAUCAAAUAUAAUGAUGUGCAAGUAAAUUUAAUGAAGGCGAUUAAAGAACUCGAUAGGCCUUAGUAUGCUUUUAAAAAUUAAUCAUAUUUUGUAUACUAUGUCUCUCUCGUCUAUUAAAGUUUAUUUUUUUAGUUAAAAACUUACCAAAAACAUUAAAUCAAGUGAAAUUAUUGAAUAACGUUUUUAGAUACAUGUCUUUAAUCAAAUGUGUUUUUGGAUUG
Molecule: messenger RNA, 1491 nt
Organism: Colias croceus (clouded yellow)
Lineage: Eukaryota; Metazoa; Arthropoda; Insecta; Lepidoptera; Pieridae
Product: beta-1,4-N-acetylgalactosaminyltransferase bre-4-like
Exons: 4
Coding region: 218-1186 (322 amino acids)
Biological process (GO): glycosphingolipid biosynthetic process; carbohydrate metabolic process
Molecular function (GO): N-acetyl-beta-glucosaminyl-derivative 4-beta-N-acetylgalactosaminyltransferase activity
Source: RefSeq, a predicted model, not a curated record